This is a messenger RNA of Lymnaea stagnalis (great pond snail), 16553 nucleotides long. Lineage: Eukaryota; Metazoa; Mollusca; Gastropoda; Lymnaeidae. The record is from the annotation of a GenBank genome assembly.
CCAGGUUUUAAAAAGUAAGGAUCGCAUGCGCAGGGACAUUUGAGUUCAGCGUCCGUUCGUUCACCGGGAUACGGCUAGAGCCAGCGACAUUGGUGGAAUAGUGACCGACCAGAUCACACCAACUCUUCCUAGUCUCUUUAUAAUCGCGUUUCGAAAGAGAAAACUGUUAAGUAUCAGCUACAAUGGAUAUGCCAUUAAAUUUGCUCGUGUAUCUUAUCAUCCCGACUCUUGUGUCGCUGUCAUGGCUACGGUACCGGGGCAUGGAAUACAUUCUCAUUCAUUAUCGGUGGAUUUUCGUGUGCUUAUUCCUCCUGCCAUUGUCGGUGAUAUAUGAUGCUUUUAUGUACAUAAGAGUAAAACUGGUGUUCGCCCUCAGUUCAGCACCCAAACAGCACGAUAAACGCGUGAAACGUGUUCAGGAACAGGUUAGUUGGAAAGUUUCUUGAAUCUUAGUUCAUGGUUUGGCCGGUCUAUUCAAUCUAUUCUAUGACUACUCUGUACUGCCGUCACUUUACAAAUCUGUUAUAUAAUAGCCCAAUGAAUAUUGUGAUUGUGACGUCCUUGUCAUUGUAAUUGUAACAUGCCGGUAGUAGGGCGGUAGUCCAUAUUUUUAGCUGGCUAGGCCUUACUAACUUAUUUGAAAUACUAUUGGCAAUUGGUAUUGGGUCUCUGGUUGGAGGCCCCAAUUACCCUAACACAAAACCUGCAGUCUCAAGGCCGAGGCUUAAUAAUUCAAUCAAUUGCAUUCAUUGAAAAAUUAGCCUAUAAUAUAUAAUUAUUAUAUUUAUAAUAGUUGUUUAUAUUGACAAUAGCCAUGUUUAGUUUAUAUUAACAAUGUUUAUAUAAACAACCAGGGAACUCAUUUCAGCUUCAGUUUUUUCUUUUUUGUAGGACCGGGAGAGGUGGGGGAGGGGGGGGGAGCUUGUUGAGUUGUUAAUUACUGGAGGCUUUCUAUUACAAUUUUUUUUACAUAUUUAACAUUUAAGUUUAAAUAAGUACUGCCAGAUUUGUUUUAAGUUUAUAACAAUGUUUAUAUAAACAACCAGGGAACUCAUUUCAGCUUCAGUUUUUUCUCUUUUGUAGGACCGGGAGAGGUGGGGGAGGGGGGGGGGAGCUUGUUGAGUUGUUAAUUACUGGAGGCUUUCUAUUACAAUUUUUUUUACAUAUUUAACAUUUAAGUUUAAAUAAGUACUGCCAGAUUUGUUUUAAGUUUUAUGUUUUCUAUUGUUAGUUUUAAAUGAAGUGAUAUUUCUUCUUUUUUUUCCCUUUAUUAAUUAUCUAUUUUCUGCUACUGUUUGAUUUAAAUUUAUAGGCCUUAAAAAUUAAGUACAUUAGAUUUUUGCUGAAGUGCGAAGACCCAAAAAAUCAGGUUUAAUUGCUUAUUUAUUAUUAUUAGCAUUUUUUUUAUUGUCGGGAUACAGAAAAUAUGUUUUGAAAUCUAGAGGAGGACCGACGAAGAUGCUGCAAAAAAUAAAAUGUUAAGGCUAAGAACCCCUGUACUUAACAGUAAUUAUAUGAGUACAUUUUGAUAUAUGCAUGACUAAUGAUUAAAUGACUACUAAUGUAGCAUGACAGUAAUCAUGUUGUAAUUUGUAGUUAUUAGAAUUAGGUAUAGGCCUAAUUGUACUAUCAUAAGAAAUAUAAAAAUUAUGCCCUUGCCUUGGCAUACUUAACCAAUUUUAGCUAUUACUAUUAAUCAUGAAUAAUAUAUUAUAAUCAUACGAAUAAUUACCGAUCUAAUCAUGUAGUUGGAAUCAUAGGCCCAUAAAAGCUAGUUCUGACUUUUGAUUAGAUCAGUAGAUCAUUUUAGUGUAUUUUAAAGUCUAAAUGAUUAAUUGAUAGAAAGUGUCACUUUACAACUUAAUUCCAAUUUAGUCAAAUUUUAAACAGUUGGUCCUUCAGGUUCUGUGGAAAAAAUAAAAUAAUUAUCUUGUCAGUUAUGCAGGCCAAUUUAUUUCUGGCUCAUUUUAAUAAUUGAUCUGUGUGCCAGAAAAAUUAAGGAGAUCAUUGGGAAUGGUGUCUAUUCUAAUUCUAGGCCUAGUCCAAUGUUUCAUUUUCAGCCAUUUUUGACCUAUGCCCUACUUAAUGUAAACACCUGAAAAAGACUUGGCAUAGUUUCAGAAAUACAAUGAAGCCAAAUAUUUAUGUCUUGGCACCAAGUUUUUUUCUUCUCUUUUUGCUUAUUUGAGCAUUCUGGUUUUUUUUCUUCAAAUUUUUAAAAUAGAUAUAUCAAAAAUGAUUUGCUAUCAUCAAUGAAUCAAUGAUUAUCAAUUGUUUGUAGCAGUUACAGAGUUUCUCUUUUAAAAAUCCCUCUAAGAAUAUCAAAAAAAAUGUUCACGAUACUUUUUGAAAAUAAUUAUCCAUUGACAGCCAUAUCUCCUCUGCAUUUUCAUCCCACCAAAUUGCUUGAAAGGGUGCUCAGAUUUGGCAUUGCUUAUGAUUCUGCAAAAUACAUUUAAUAACUAAGCUGAAAAUUAAGCUUUAAGCUGUUCAAUAGCACACUUAGUAUUAGUAAAAUUUCAUGAUGGACAGCCUUAAUAAAUUUUAACCAACAGUAAGUCAACGCAAAGGUGACUGCUCAUCCCGUGGGGCUGGUAUGAAACUGAACUUAAGUAUUUGUUGGAAUGAUCAUUGCCAAACUUUUUAUUUCUUCCACUUCUCUAUUAUAUAAUAGAACCUUGUGACUGCUUUCUGGUUUAAAAAAAAAAAAGAAAAGCACUACAUUUUGAUUCACUUAAGUUUUUAUCAUUUUGAUCCAAAUGUUUAUGUUACAAAACAAUGCUUUAUUUUGCAAUGAGUAUGUAGCAGGUUUUAAAGAUGAUUUCAGGACAAAACACUAUAGUGGGAAAUAUCAUACCCAAAGUUAUCAAAUGACCUGUUCCACUUGCUGUCCAUAGAUUGGGAUUAGUCAUUCGGGCAUCACCAUGGAAAAAACGCUGGUCCACUAGAUCCUAUUUAGUAUGGAUUUGUAGUUAGCCAAUGAAAACAUAAUUAAUGUCAAAUUCUUGUAAUUUAUUUACCAUUGAGACUCCUUACUUUUGGAACUGUGACUUUUUACCUACUUACAGUUCGAAGGCGUUUGCCAACAUGUGCUUUAAUGCUUUAUUUUGUGGGCUGACUUUAUGUCAGACAACAUAGUAUCAGGUAUAUUUUACUUCCUCUAAUGAAGGCAUACUUUACUGGAUUUAGUUAGUCUAUUGCUUAUCCACUUUUAAAUGCAAAUGCUGUAUUCAAAAUUUAAAUGGCAGCUUUUGAAAAGAAAAAAAAAUCAUUUAAGUAUCUAAAAUAAUUCAUAAGACUAUGCCCAUUUGUCAUUACACAUUAAAAUAAUUCAUAUCACUAUACAUAUUUGUCAUAACACAUUUUCGCUAUAUAAUAUGUAUGGUUAUUAUUUCUAGUCGAGUUGAUCUGGUUUGUUUUACUUUAAUUUUUUCCAGUCUUAAAAGUAAAAGUAUGAUCAGCUCAGUUGUUGAUCUGAAUAAAAGAAUGUGUGAAUGUAAAACUUCAUUUGAGCAGUUUAAACUUUUAAUUUACCUGUUCACUCCAAAAAAUAUUUCAUUGCCUAUAUGUUCAUAAUCAAUAUUAUGCAAUUUAUCUUAAAUCUAGAAACAUCUUCAGACCAUAAGCAUUUGGGGUGUAGAUAUCAAUUAGGAGUAUAUUUUCAUGUUUUUAAGGUCCUUUGCGCCAUUCUUAUUAUAGUACUUAAGUACUACAAAAGUCAUUAAAAUUUUACGUUUACUUAACCGACUUUAUUCUCAUUCUCCAAAAAAGAUUAGAAAAUGGAAUGAUGGUGGGAGGAAAAAUCGCAUGUGUACAGCACGUCCAGGAUGGGCAACGAUGAGCUUCAGAAGGGGUUUAUACAAGGACAGUUUGCAUAAUAUAGAAAUAAAUUUAAUAGACAUUCUUGAAGUGGAUACCACAAAAAAGGUAAAUGAUAGAUUAGAAUUUGUUUGAUCAUUAUUAGCUAAAAAAUUGAAUGGUUUGAUAGAGACAUCUCCUGACUUAACUGCAGGUCAAGUUUGUGUAUUCUCUGUUUGUGCAAUAAGUGACAAAGGGCAUGAAUCGAACAAUUUCAGAAAACUGUUUCAAACUCUGUCGUCAUAUUUCUUAUAUUUGGUGGUUUAAAAGGCCAAAUAAGCAAUGUGACCUAGUACUAUGUAGAGAUGUAUGUCAUCACCUCAGGUCUGGAAAGAUAAUUAUACCCAGAAAUAAAAAAAUUUUUUAAAAAGAUACUCUUGUUUGGGAGCCACAAUUUUUACCCUGCCCAAAUGUUCACAGGUUUGGUAUGCUCCAGACUAGCUUCUCUCCAAAGUUUCUCCUGUCUCGAACAUUAAGUAAAGUCAUUUUCUCUCAAUGGCCUGGCCAAAUAUUAAUUCCUUGUCCUGACUUUAAAAUGGUCAUUUCCCUAAGUGAUAUCAUAGUAUGCUACGCCCCUCCUUUUUGAUUGGAGAAACAUUAAAAUUAAUCUAAUUUGACAACUAGUAGCUAAACAAAGAGAUAUGCCCUGUUGCAUUAUAUAUUUGUCACCACCACUAGGCUCUAGUAUAGUGUUAAAAUAAAUUAAACCUUAUGUGUUAAUGUAUCUUUGGUACACAUUUUCUCUUUUCAUUAAAAUGAAUAUUUUACAUAUGUCAUAUAAUCAUAAACCAUCUGAAGCUUUGUGUUUAUUUAUUAAAAUGCCCCCCCACCCCCCCCCCCCCCAUCAUGUUUUUACCUGCGGAAUCCUUUUCCAUUUCAAGAUUGUAAGAGUGGAACCUUUGGUGACCAUGGGUCAAGUUACAGCCUGUUUAAACCCUUUAGGUUGGACCCUGCCUGUCCUCCCAGAAUUGGAUGACCUAACUGUUGGUGAGUUCACUAUUGUAUAACACACCACUAGAAAUGAUCCCCGGUCAUAGAUAGAAAUGAAUUUUUUUAAUCAAUCACUGUUCUGCUUGAAUGUAUACAAUUUCUGAGUUUAUAUGUAUAAAUUCCACUUAUUUUGUCAAAGAUCUGGACACCAAGGUAGACAACAGUUGCAGUUCUUUAAAAACCUAUACAAGUAUAAAAGCAAACUUAAGAUAUCAAAACUGUGACCUACUCAUCUUCAAAUCAAAUACCUGACAGAAUACUAAGAGUUCACUUAGUAAUGUGGGUUUGAACUCUUAAUUUGAAGCUUAACUUCAAUUAUGUAUUUGUUCCAUUCCUUAUAAGCUGCUUUGAAUGUAUGGUGUAAAUGUGUGCAUGUUCAUUGUAGUGUUUUCCAGUAUUUCCCCCUUCUCAUCACCAUGGGAUGUUUUGGUAAUAUAACAAGUAACACUUUGCAGAAGUAAAUUCAUGUUUUGCCUAGUGCAAGCUGUUGCUAAGUUCAUUACAUCUCAAAAUAGUGAAAUUGGCAAUUAAUUUGUGUUCCAUAGUCACUGAUAGUCACUCUGACAUUUGUUUCUUACCUACCUUUAAUUUAAGUUUAAUUAUAGUGUAAUUGUGUGUCAGUCUCAGUUUUAAAUAGUAUGUGAGUUUGUUGCCAAGUGACAAGAUGGGGUUAUUGCUACCAGUGGCUUUAAUUAUAAGGGCAAUGGGGACCUAAAGGGUACUUUUGUGUGUGCUGUAUGACCCCCGACUUUAAUUGUCCCCAUGAUUCAUCAGACCAUGUUUUCUAUUUUUAAUUAAAACUAAAGGUGGACUGAUUAUGGGAGUAGGCAUCGAGACGUCCUCCCACCUGUAUGGAUUAUUUCAACACUGUUGUGUGAGCUAUGAACUGGUCACAGCUGAUGGUAGCUUGAUCAAGUGCUCAAAGGUAUUUUUUUUUACACUUUGUAAUUAACUUAGUAAUGUAGCUAGUUUUUUUUUUUUUUUUUAUAUCCGGUUUGUGUUUCUGGGAACAUGAACAUUUCAUCUUUGUUUUGGUGUGCAUGCAUGAGAACAGGAAAUACUUGUUUUUUGACAAUGGUUACUAAAUAAUUUUGUUCAUCCACAGUUGUUUCUAUUUAAUACUUGAUUCUAUAACACUUUUCAUAUUUUUAAAAUAUUAAAGUAAGAUUGAAAUGACUUAUUUAAAAUGACACUUUUAUUGUUAUAAAUGAUAUGUUGUCUUAUUGGGGGGGGGAAGUGGGGAUGUAGAGGCCCUAGUAUAGUUACUUUUCUUUAUUCUCAUGUGCUACAUUUACCUUGCAUGUGCUACAUUUACCUUGCCGUUUGAAUGGAAUUUGAAGGAUUUUUUGUUUCCUUUAUCUAUCUGAACACUUAAGAAUAUUGUUUUGUCUUUUCACCUAAAUUAGAGUGCUACCUGAUCAGGUAAUAUUUUAACAAUCAUGUUAUUUUUCAUUUCCAGUACACAUUUUUUUAAAGACCUCAGAUAUCUCCAAUGCUUUUUUUUUUUUUACAUCUUUUUUACUACAAACAACUGUUAAAUUAUGCAAUCAAAGUUUAUGCCUUAAUGUGAUUUGCGUUUCUUUAGUGAUCAAGCUAAUUUUAUUUUAUGAAUUAGUAAAUUGCUCUGGCACUUCAAAAAGAGGUGUGGUCAGAUUACCCCACCCCCCCACCCCCACCCCCAGCUCUUCAAAGUUAGUUUGUAACACUUCAGAAAAGUACUUGAAGCCUAUUAUAAAGCAUUUAGUGCUAUAUUAACUGACUAGACCUUGCUUAUCAUAUGUAAAUAUUGUAUGCAUUAGAUGACACGAACAUUAACUCUUAGAUACAUACAUGUCUUUAAUCAGACCCUGUCAACACAUAGGCAAUAGUAUACAUUUUUCUCCAUUUAGUUUAUCCUGCACUUAAUGUUUAGGUUAAAAUUGUUAGUAUUUUCCAAAAUAAUCUUUUUUUUUUUAAAUUGUUCCUAUUUAUGAAUUUAAUUAAUUUUUUUUUUUCAAACUAUCAUUUGAUAGACUUGUGUGUACUUCACAUUAUUUACUGUCUUUAAGGUAGGGUAGUUCUUUGUUCUGGCCUCAGGCUUUAUUACAUGGGAGUGGUUCUUCUUUUUUUUUUAAUUUCUCUAUCAAAAUUCUGUGUAAAUUAUGUCUUACUAGCUACCUGUCAUUGUCAGGGAACAAAUACAAGUAUGUUGAAAAAAUAACACCCAUGUUAUUUGUCAUUUAUAUCCUUAUUCCCAUAGUUAUCCUACCAAGUAAUAUAGGUCCAGAAACCAGUCUACAGUUCCUAUUUCAUAUAUAAUUUAAUGGGUCAUACAGAUAACAUCAGUCUGACCAUGUUUUGUAUACUUGCUGAUAAACAAAUGUGUUAUUUAACUGGGAAUCACUGAAGUGGUACAUACUUCAAAAUGUGAUUUAAUGAGAUUUUACAUUUUUUGUUAAAAAGAUAAGCCAAAAUGCUCUUAGAAAUUGCACGUCUUGAAUGGCUGCAUUGGUUGGUUUCUACAUAUCUCUCAAGCUGCACGUCUUGAAUGGCUGCAUUGGUUGGUUUCUACAUAUCUCUCAAGCUGUGGUGUAUUAGCAUUUUUAUGGGAUCGACAUUUAUGAUGUUGAUACGAAAUCAAUAAUGGGGUUUUAAAACAGGCUUGAAAUGUGAUUUGAGGUUUGGGUUUCAUGAAAAUACACAUCUUGGUUGUUUUUUUUGUUUUUUUUUUUUGUUUUUUUGUUUUUUUUUUUGUUUUUUUUUUGAAAUUACAUUGAAUUUUUAAAUUUUAAAGAACAAAGGAACUUGCUUCUGCCUUGCUUGGGAAGUACUGUUGAUCUGCUGACGUCCACCUAAUUCCUACUUAAGUUCCGGGUGGCUGUGUUAUAAAUCCCGACCCCUGCUGUUGUUAGUAUGGAUUGUGCUCUAAACAUCUGCUACCUGUAAUCUCCAUUGUAGUCAAUUUCUCUUGGUGAAGCAGUUUUAAGUUCUGCUUGAAAUAGUGAAGGAGCUGGAGGAAAGUUUUAUUAUAUUUAGAAUUAUUUUACAAUCCUACCCCCUCCCCAAUCAAAUUGUCUGACAUAGUUGAUAGUUGGGGUGCAACAACUUGAUUUUGUAGCUAAUGUUUUGUCAAAGGGUUUAAUAGUGAGUUGGUUCUUGCUUUUUUUUUUUUUUUUUUUUUUUUUUUUUUUUUUUUUUUUUUCUUUUUUUAUUUUUUUUUUUUUUUUUUUUUUUUUCUUUUUUUUGUUUUAGAUUUUGUAGCUAAUGUUUUGUCAAAGGGUUUAAUAGUGAGUUGGUUCUUGCUUUUUUUUUUUUUUUUUUUUUUUUUUUUUUUUUUUUUUUUUCCUCUUUUUUUAAUAAAUUUUUUUUUUUUUUUUUUUUUUUUUUUUUUUUUUUUUUUUUUUUUUUUUUUUUUUUUUUUUUUUUUUUUUUUUUUUUUUUUUUUUUUUUUUUUUUCCUCCUCCAAUUUUAAAAAUACAUUUCUUGCACUUUUCUUAGCUGUCACUAGUUAUGAGAGACGGAAGUUGCCUAUAUACAAUCAUUUAUUUUAUUUAAUUUUUCCAAUGUAACAAUCAUUUUAGAUUGGUGUAAAGGUUAGUUUCUUAUAUCUUUGGUGGUUCCUGACUGAAAUGGCCUGUUUAUCUGUAAAUAUUUUUGUUGUUUUUAUUGUGCAAUCCUGUUUUGAAUGAAUUGGGUAUCUGGGCUGUUAUUGUUAUUGAGCAAUCAUGAAUUAAAUACCCAGGCUUCCGUUGCCCUUGGUUCUGGGUGACUGACUUCAACGGAUAUAAUAAAGUUAUGGCACUGCUUUUAUUUACUGAUGCAUGUCAACAACAGCCUUUCAAGUGUGUGUAUUCUAAGGAAUAAAGUACGCUUUGGCAUCACGCUCACUGGGGCGUUUCAAGUUUAAUGAGGCAAUGUUCAUGGAUGAGGUGUCACAAAAUCACAAAGCGGAAAUACCCAUGAAACAUCAACAACAGUACACACAUUAACAUAAAGAGUCAAACAACAUUGACAGUACAUACGUUAACAUAGAAAAUGAAAAAAAUACACACAAAUUAACAUUGAAAAUGAAAACAACUGUACACACAAACUAACAUUGAAAAUGAAAACAACUGUACACACAAACUAACAUUGAAAAUGAAAACAACUGUACACACAAACCAACAUUGAAAAUAAAAAUAACAGUACACACAAACUAACAUAGAAAAUGAAAACAACAGUACAGAAAUCAUAGAUCCCUCACAUCAUUGGAACAACCGCUCCUAGUCACAGCCUGCGAAAUAGUAUGGGCAAAGGUAAAAUUAAAAUACCUGAAACCCAAUAAAGCGCCCGGACCUGACUAUCCCGAACAUUGUCCUGAAGACCCUGGCUGACAACAUUGCCCCAACCAUGACCCACAUUUUCCAAAAGUCACUUGACUCUGGCAAACUCCCUCUAGACUGGCUUGAUGCAAACAUCACUAGUGCCUACAAGAAAGGUGACUGUCAUAACCUAGUAAACUACCGCCCAAUACCCCUGACCUCCGUUCCAUGCAAAAUCCUGGAACACAUCAUCUAUCGCCACAUCAUGAACCACCUUGAACACUACAACAUUUUGACCAACCUAAAUCACGGUUACCGUUCUGGAUUCUCAACGGAAACUCAAUUACCAUCACCACCAAUGACCUCCUAGCUUCCUAUGACAAAGGUACCCAGGUCGACAUGGCAAUUCUUGACUUCUCCAAGGCUUUCGACACUGUUCCGCACAGCCUUUUUCUACACAAGCUCCACCACUAUGGCAUUACAUGCAAUCUUCACUCAUGGCUCUCAACAUUCCUAACACAACAUACCAUGCAAGUAGUGGUGGACGGCGUCCAAUCAAGGAAAGCCACCGUAGACUUAGGAGUUCCACAAGGCACAGUGCUGGGCCCCCUUCUCUUUCUCUGUCACAUAAAACAACCUACCGGAUACAGUAAAUUCUCAAGUGCGGCUGUUCACUGAUGACUGUCUUAUCUACAGAGAAAUAAGCAGCUACGAUGACCACAACCACCUCCAAACAGAUUUGAAGUGCCUUAUGAAUUGGGCGGACAAAUGGGGCAUGAAAUUUAAUGAAACCAAAUGCUACACUAUGACAAUCUCCACAAAAAAAACAUCAGCUCAUAUUUACUCACUAAACGAGACAAUCCUCCAACAAGUAUCCAAUAGUCCAUACCUUGGAAUUCUCCUCUCAAAUAACCUAAAAUGGUCACCCCAUAUAAACAAAAUUUAAAAAAAUGCCAACUCCACCCUAGGUUUCAUCUGAAGAAAUCUGUGCCGCUGCCCAACUUCCUGCAAACGAAAUGCCUAUCUCACACUCGUCCGUCCACUACGGGAAUAUGGUGCGAUCAUCUUGGACCCGCACCUUAAGCAAGAGGUGGACAAGAUGGAGCGAAUUCAACAUAAAGCUGUGCAUUUUAUCGCCAGAGACUACAAAACAACUCCUGGCUUCGUCACUGGCCUCUUGAAAAGAUUUGACAUUCCUUCCCGCCCCCCAACCACUUACAGACAGACGAGAGGGACUCCGCCUGAUAUUCUUAUAUAAAGUGAUCAUGGGACUGGUUCUCGCCAUCCCAGAAGGCACAUACCUCACCCCACAGAAGCCGGGUAGACUGAUCAGAGCAAAACGCUCACUGAACACUGACUUCACCACUGACAUUCUCAUAAACAAUUACACCAGAAACAAUAGCAAAUGCUUCAAAGUGCCUUAGUGCAACACAGUGCAGUAUCAACAAUCUUUCUUCCCAUGCACAAUAAUAGCAUGGAACCACCUGAAUGAUGCCACUGUGAAGUCGACAUCAGUUGAAAGCUUCAAGGCUGCCCUGGCGUCAGUUAGGAGCUGUUAGAAUAGCAACAUCAUAUCCCCAAACCGUUGUAAAGAUGCCAGUACAUGGAUGCAGCAACGAAACAUUACCAGAACCAGAAAUUAACAUAGAAAAAGAAACAACAGUACACAUAUUAACAUAGAAAAUGAAAACGGCAAUACACACAUUGACAUUGAAAAUGAAACAACAGUACACAAAUUAACAUAAUGAAACUUGAGAAUGAUAUAAGAAAUAAAAUCAUCCAUGUAAGUAAUGACAUCCAUUAAUCAAUGUCUAACUCACAAGCAGUGUCACAUUGCUUUCUCCUUUUAAGUCCAAGUACCAACGUAUAUUUCUAUUAUAUCAACUAGUGGCUUACAAAGGCUGAUCUGUGGUGUGUUCAAUAAUUAAUAGUGACCAUUUGUAUUUUCCCUUGAAGGACUUGAAUCCUGAUCUGUUUUAUGCCGCCCCCUGGUCCCACGGGACGCUGGGUUUCCUUGUGUCGGCUGAGAUAAUGAUUGUGCCGGCCAAGAAGUAUGUCAAGAUGGAGUACCACCCGGUGCACAGCCAGAAGGAUUUGGUCAAGCUCUUCAUGGACAAGAAAACCUACACGGACAACCAGUUCGUUGAGGCCCUUGUCUAUUCUGGUGCAGAGUCUGUCUUCAUGGCUGGUAACAUGACCGAUGAUGCUGAGCCUGAUAAGGUAACCUUCUAAUCUAUCAUCUUCAGAAAGUAACAUAUGACCAGAGUUAGUUUGCAAUUGCCUUUAUUGAUAUCUAUUGCUACAUUAACAUUGUUGUUAGAACAUCUACUCCAAUUUUAUUUAUUGGGGAGGGGGGGAGAGCACUUGUUAAUUUUUAUAAUGGAACUUUUAAAAUUAUAUCUAAUCUAUCCUCUGCAGAAAGUAACAUAUGACCAGAGUUAGUUUGCAAUUGCCUUUAUUGAUAUCUAUUGCUACAUUAACAUUGUUGUUAGAACAUCUACUCCAAUUUUAUUUAUUGGGGGGGGGGGAGAGCACUUGUUAAUUUUUAUAAUGGAACUUUUAAAAUUAUUUAGUACCACUACCACAUCCAUCUUUAUCAUAUAUGGUUUGGCCUGCACAACUCAAAAUGUAAGGCGAGCCGUUAUACUAAAUGAAAAACUUGUGCGAGCCAAGAGAAAAUAGGAUAGAGGGAAAGCUAGUAAGAAAAUAAUAAGAAUAAAGAAUAUUUCGUUCCUUAGAAGGCCGCAAGGUAGGUGCUGGCGGGCCAUAUGUUGUGCAGGCCUGGUUUAGAUGGAAAGAGCACGCAUUUCUCAAGGCUAACUUGAUUGGAUUAUAUGUUAAAGAUCUUAUUUCAUGUUUUUCCAGAUAAACUCUAUUGGUAACUUUUGGAAACCUUGGUUCUACAAGCAUGUUGAGAGUUUCCUGCAUUCUGGCCCUGCUGUUGAGUAUAUCCCAUUGAGACAUUAUUAUCACAGACACACAAGGAGUAUAUUUUGGAUGUUGGAGGUGACUCAAUAAUAAAUUUAAGCUGCAAUCAAAAGUUUUUAUUGAUCUGUAAACUUCCAAUGGUGUAAUAUGCUUCCAUCUCCAAUUAUAGUCUCAGAAACUGAAAUUAUAAAUGAAUAAAUAAGGCAUCUAUAAAAAAAAAAAAAUGUGUACAUGAUCAUCAUAAUUGAGCUAAAACUCAAUGCUUUGUGAAGCCUUUUUUAACACCCCUACUCUUAAAUUUUCGGAGUUUUGAUUAUAUGUCAUCUUGUCAAUUAGUAUUUAUUGUGCCAACACCACUGUGAUUUUUUUUUUUUUUUUUUUUUUUUUUUUUUUUUUUUUUUUUAUUUUUUUUUUUUUUAUUCCAUCUCCAAUUAUAGUCUCAGAAACUGAAAUUAUAAAUGAAUAAAUAAGGCAUCUAUAAAAAAAAAAAAAAUGUGUACAUGAUCAUCAUAAUUGAGCUAAAACUCAAUGCUUUGUGAAGCCUUUUUUAACACCCCUACUCUUAAAUUUUCGGAGUUUUGUUUAUAUGUAAUCUUGUCAAUUAUUAUUUAUUGUGCCAACACCAUUUUUAUUUUUUUUUUUUUUUUUUUUUUUUUUUUUUUUUUUGAGUAACAUGUUGCUCUCGUUUCCUCAGGACAUCAUCCCAUUUGGCAACAAUCCCAUCUUCCGAGCUCUCUUUGGUUGGAUGGUGCCUCCUAAAGUGUCCCUGCUUAAGUUGACCCAGGGGGAGACCAUCAAGAACAUGUAUGAGAAAUAUCAGGUCAUUCAAGACAUGUUGGUCCCAAUGAAAGAUCUGGGCAAGAGCUUAGAUGUGUUUGACACAGAGCUCAAUGUAAGCAUUCUUUCUUGUUAUUACAGUAUAAUUUAUUAAAUUAUGCUCAAGUCUUGAAAGUAAACCGGAGGCAUCAUUAAAUUAGAAAGAAUUAUUUUUUUAGAAUUGAUUUUAUUAUUUAAAUGAGUUUGAGCCAGGGACUUGAUAAUUAAAAAGAAUGUCAAACAGCAAUCUUUACCAAAUUUUUUAUCUUUUUUUACUGUUAAAUUUCACCUGAAAGUAUUAUCUGUCAUCUUUCCUCAGCUUUAUCCAUUAUGGAUCUGUCCUUUCAAGCUGUUCAACCAACCAGGGUUGGUCCAUCCUAGGGGAAGUGAAGAUGAAAUGUAUGUUGAUAUUGGAGCCUAUGGCACACCCAAAAACCCUGGAUUCUCCACCAUACCAUCCACACGCAGACUGGAAGAUUUUGUUGCUAAAACUAAUGGGUGAGAAUGAAUUAUACCAUAGGGGGUAUAAACUAUGACAUUUCUAAAUUACUGUUCACAUUAUUUAGGCAGGGCAUUAAAAUUGAAAGAUUUUCUACAUUAAUCAAGAUUAUUGACACAUUAAAAAUGAUAUAAAAAUUAUUACUUUGGCAUGCUUUUCUAAGAUAGAUAACCAUUAACGGAAUAAAAGAAAUAUAUUAAGCACCGUCACUGCAGAACUAAUUAAAAUUUUUAAUUGGAGACUUCAACUUUCUAGAUUUUAAAAUUCUUUUUAAGUUGUAAUUAUUAACAGAUCUAGAUAAUUUUCGGUUAGAAAAUAAUGUAUUAAUUCAAUGUCCAACAAAGUAUAAUUCUUGUUAUAACAGAAUAUUGAAAAUCUGAAUAUACUUUAACAUUCUUGGCUAAAAUUUUGAAAUUUCUGCGUUAAAUUACAGGAUUUAUUUUCUUUUAUGUAAGAUAAUGGCAUCAGUAAUGCUGUUCUUCCUUCAUGUGCAUAGAUGACCAAGGCUAUAAUCAAUGUUGCAAUAGAAUUUACAGAUUGUCCUUUCUGUAUGACAAUUCUGUGCUACAUUUUGUGACCAUCCUUUCAGUUUGACAUUUCAGCACUGUCUUUUCAGUUUUCUAUAAAUAUUUGAGCCCAAUUAUCUAAGAUUUUAAUGAACUAUGUGUAUCAUGGCUGCCUUUCACCAACUCCCUGCUCUACCCCCACUCCCCAACACAUCCCCUGUUGGUGUACUUAAUUCUUGAGUCCCUUGAGAGUCCAUUUCAACCAAAUUCUGAUGUAUAUUUUUAAUGCAAAAUAUUUUCAGUUUUCAAAUGCUGUAUGCAGACUCGUAUCUCAGCCGCGAACAGUUUCGUGAGAUGUUUGACCAUAGUCUGUAUGACAAGAUGAGGAAGCAGCUGGAUUGUGAGAGAGCUUUCCCUGAAAUUUAUGACAAGGUCAAUCGCAAAGCCAGGACUUAAAAUCAAAGCUAAUUCAGACAUCUAGUUUCCUGAAAUAUUUUUGACUUUUAUCGUAGCUGAAUGUAGGUUUGGAUGGUAGUUUAUUAUUUUUUAUUUUGUAGGUGAAUUACCUCGCUCAGAUUUAAACAUUUGCAGGAUAAUUUUUUUCUUUGUUUUCUAUUACAGUCCCAACCAUGAUUUUGCUUGUUCAUUUAUAAUUUCAGCUCUCCAUACUUACAGGGAACUAAGAAUAUAAAAUUAUAAUUCCUUAUUAGAUUUUUUACAUGAACUUAAAGUAUAAAAAUAUUCACUGCAGUAGAAACUGUCUUGAAAGUCAUUUGAGGAAUAUCAGCGAGAAAAGUGGUUAUCUUCACAAUAAAAAUCUUUUAAUUUAGUUGGUUUCCCACCAAAGAUCAUUUAGACCAAACGGUUUGAUAUCUGAUCAAAAAUAAUGUUCUUUUCUUAUGAUGUUGAUGUAACAUAUUCUGAAGCCCUCGUAUUCCGAAGCCCUCAUUUGUUCUCAGCAUAAGACCUACUUAUCUUAACUUUCAAAUGGUGCUGUUACAUUUAAGAGAAAUCCUGCAGAGGUUUCCAUGCUAUACAAAAUGUUCAAGGAUAUUUGACACUUGUUUGCUUUUUGUGUUCGUUUUUUUUAAAUAAGAACAUUUACUUUAAACAGUACUUACAUAUCAAAAAAGUUUCAUUGGCGUGGGAAGCUCCAUCUUUAAGGCUAUCUUGAUGCACCUUAUAUACUCGUGUAUUAGUCGAGGAAUUUUAGCCGUAACCUUCAUUUUAAAAUGCAACGUUGACUUGUUUAAGUGCUAGUUAAAAUUGAAUUUUGUGAAAUGAAGGCAGGGCAAUGUUGGGUUACUGGUAUUGCUAUUCUACUUAACGGAAGCUAAUGCUGCUAGGUAAAAUCUGUCACAGAAUUUCAUAGCUUCAAGUUUUAGCUGCGAUUUAUCCAUGAGUCGUCGUAUAUUUUAUAAUUGUUGUGAAAAAAAAACUGCCCUCGACUUAUAGACGAGAAUAUACAGUAAUAAGCGUAAGAUAUAAAGUUUUCAUUGUCAGUUCAGUUUUUAAAAAAAAAUAAUUAAUUUAUGGUCCCCUAUCCUUAAGAUUAUUUAUCUUGAACUUAAGGGUGUAUAUUUUCGGAUGUGGCUACAACUGAAUAUUAUAUGUAAUUUUAAUUGACAGAGGACAAAGUGGAAUGAAGAUUAUAAUGUUUUAAAUGUAUUGUAAUACUAGAAGCAUUUAGUUGUAAUUUUGUUCAACCGCUUAUUAAUAUAACUUUCCCCUUCUGGUGUGCUUUUAACAAUUAGUUUAGAUUGUUAUGUGACCAUUUUAAGAUCUUAUUUUUAUACUUUGUUUUAUUUAUUUCAUUGAAAAGUUGUUAUAGUCCUCUAGUACUUGCAUUGUUAGAAUAACAUAAAAACUGGUAAUUGUUUCUUUAUAUAAGAACCUGGAUAAAAAUGGCACCAAUGUUAUCAAAUCAACCUGUACUGAACUACCUUGAUGACAGAGAAUCAAAAUGUACUGCCAUAUCAAAGAAAAUAAAAUGUAUAUCUCCACAAUGACAUAAUAUUUUAGUUUAAAACUGGGUAUAUUAUUUUUAUAUACUUACACACUGUGGUAUUCUGUUUUGUGACAUCCUUAAGUUUUAGGAGAUGUAUCUUGUGUGUUGGUCUCUUUGAUUAUAACAUCAGAUGUUGAUCAUCCGUAGGAUUUGAUUGACUAUGCAAUUUUCUGGUUGCGUUGGAGAAGACAGGGAUAGUAUUUAUUGUUAGUGGGAUAACAUUCAGAGUUUUCAAAUUUCUUCUCAUUCAUUGAAGUUAGUUAGGAGUAAAAUUACUCAAUAUUUAAUUAAAUUGUUGAUGUUGGCGUAAAACAAUAUCAGAUUGUCAGAAAAACACAUGUCAGCUGUGUUACCCUUACUAUUGUUGGUUUGGCAAGUUUUCUGAUUUGCUGGUUUUAAUUUUUGGCUAAAGUAAAACUGCAUUUUUACCUUCUUUUCAAGAGGAUCAUUCAGUUAGUUGUGAAAAAUUGUGCAAUGAAUCUAGCUGUCAGUUGAUUGAUGUCAUAACUAUGCUACUAUUGAGAAAAACAUAUUUCUUAUAAGAUGUUACAAGCCAAUUUCUCAGGCUGCAUCAUAAAAUGUUUUGUGUUUACAGUAACACAUCUAUUUUGAAAUAGUGCUGCUUUACUUUAAAAAAAUUAAAUGUUGGUUAUCAAAUUUCAUUAGCU